This is a messenger RNA of Condylura cristata (star-nosed mole), 3421 nucleotides long. RefSeq names its product leucine-rich repeats and calponin homology (CH) domain containing 1 (gene LRCH1). The record is from RefSeq and is a predicted model, not a curated record. Bases 193 to 2472 code for a protein of 759 amino acids. The transcript has 20 exons. Gene Ontology annotation, molecular function: protein binding. Lineage: Eukaryota; Metazoa; Chordata; Mammalia; Eulipotyphla; Talpidae.
UUCCCGAGGACAGGAAACCUCCGACAACGGCUGCCACCGCCGCCGAGAGCCCCGCGUGCCUGCCGCACCCUCCUCUUCUCCUUCCCGCAUCUUGCCGCGGGCCCCGCGAGGACUGCUCUGCUGUCGGCCCUGACCGGAGGAAAGCCGUGACCCCCCCGCGGGAGCGGCGGGGCCGGGGGGGCCCGGGAGAAGAUGGCGACGCCGGGUAGCGAGCCCCAGCCGUUUGCCCCUGCCCUUUCGGGGGCCACUCUGCACCCGCAUCAUCAUCCCCACCACCACCACCACGGAGGCGCGGGAGGCGGCGGCGGGGCCGGGGGAGGCGGCGGCGGCAGUGGGGGCUUCAACCUGCCCUUGAAUCGGGGUCUGGAGCGCGCUCUCGAGGAGGCGGCCAACUCCGGGGGUCUGAACCUCAGCGCCAGGAAACUGAAGGAAUUCCCCAGGAGCGGGGCCCCGGGGCACGACCUCUCGGACACGGUGCAGGCAGAUUUAUCUAAAAACAGACUGGUUGAAGUUCCAAUGGAAUUGUGCCAUUUUGUAUCACUGGAAAUUCUUAAUCUGUAUCAUAAUUGUAUCAGAGUCAUUCCUGAGGCCAUCAUUAACCUGCAGAUGCUGACUUACUUAAACUUGAGUCGAAAUCAGCUGUCUGCCCUACCAGCCUGCCUGUGUGGUCUGCCUCUCAAAGUCUUAAUUGCAAGUAACAACAAACUUGGAUCGCUGCCAGAAGAGAUAGGUCAGCUCAAACAGUUAAUGGAGUUGGAUGUCAGUUGCAACGAGAUCACAGCCUUGCCCCAGCAGAUUGGACAAUUGAAAUCUCUUCGAGAAUUGAAUGUCAGAAGAAAUUACCUUAAAGUUUUACCACAAGAACUAGUAGAUCUUCCCUUGGUAAAGUUUGACUUUUCCUGCAAUAAAGUGCUCGUGAUUCCCAUUUGUUUUAGAGAGAUGAAGCAAUUGCAAGUAUUAUUGCUUGAGAAUAACCCUUUGCAGUCUCCUCCAGCACAGAUUUGCACAAAGGGCAAAGUGCAUAUAUUCAAGUACCUAAGUAUACAAGCAUGCCAGAUGAAGACAGCUGACUCUCUUUACCUACACACAAUGGAGAGGCCACAUUCACGCCAGCAUGUGGAAGACAGCAAGAAGGAUUCUGAUUCAGGAGUUGGAAGUGACAAUGGAGAUAAACGAUUAUCUGCCACAGAACCUUCUGAUGAAGAUGCUGUUAGCCUCAAUGUGCCAAUGUCAAACAUCAUGGAAGAGGAACAGAUUGUUAAGGACAACCCAUGUCAUCAUCUUGGCCCAAUUAAAGGGGAAUUUCAUCAGGAAUUUCAACCAGAGCCUUCCCUUGUGGGUAACAAUGACAACUCAAGAGAAGAAAGAAAUCAAUUUACCCAUGAAACAGAUGGUCUUUGUUCAGAAUUUAUAAACUAUAUUAAGGAUAGGACCGAGGACUGUGAAGAACUCUUACGGAUAGAAGAGGACACGCACUGGCAAACCGAGGGGAUAAUAAGAUCAUCUAAAGGCCAGAAAAUAGAUAUAGCAAUGAUUGAGCAGCUAAGAGAAGCAGUGGAUUUAUUGCAAGACACGAACAGAUUAAGCACAGAUAUUACGGAAAGAAGUGUUGUGAACUUUUAUCCUAUGGAAUCAGAAGAAACCUUAGAAUUGCAAGAUUCUGCAUUGAAUGGUCAGAUACAGCUGGAGACAUCUCCAGUAUGUGAGGUGCAAAAUGACCUAAUCAUACAGAGUAAUGGGAGCCAAUAUUCUCCAAAUGAGAUAAGAGAGCAUUCUCCUGCAGUCUCUCCUACUACAAAUAGCACUGCUCCAUUUGGCCUGAAGCCUCGAUCAGACCCAGCCCUCACUCUUCCUCCUAUCUCCUUCAACAAACUUACACAGGCACAAACAUGGGACAACUCUAGCUACAGUGUUCCAUCUGAAGGAGACAGUGACAAUGUGUUUCUAAGACCUCAGAGAAAUUUGGAAUCUAUAGAUCCUCAGUUUACAAUUCGGAGAAAAAUGGAACAGCUGAGAGAAGAAAAAGAAUUGGUGGAACAACUCCGUGAGAGCAUCGAGAUGAGGCUCAAGGUGACCCUGCACGAGGACCUGGGGGCUGCACUCAUGGACGGCGUGGUCCUCUGCCACCUGGUGAACCACAUCCGCCCGCGCUCUGUGGCGAGCAUCCAUGUCCCCUCCCCAGCAGUGCCCAAACUUAGCAUGGCAAAAUGCAGAAGAAAUGUGGAAAACUUUUUGGAAGCAUGCCGAAAAUUAGGAGUGCCAGAGGCUGACCUCUGCUCUCCGUAUGACAUCCUGCACUUGGAUUUUCGUCACAUUCGAAAGACUGUUGACACUCUGCUGGCACUCAGGGAGAAACCCCCACAAUCAACUUCUGCCCUCCGCUCCAGGGACCUUAUAAGCUUCUUUCUUGUCCAUAUUCUCUUUAUAGUGCUGAUCUAUAUAACUUACUGCUGGAAUGCUCUGUCCACCUAAGUGCAUGUGCAUCUACUGCUCCAUCACCCUGGCUAUCACAGGCUCUUCCUCCAUUUGAGUGUUUGCCUUGCAAACUUCCAUCCCUGUCAUCUCUCCAGUAACUUCUCAAGCUCUGAAGCUGAACACUUACAAGUCAGAUUUUCCAGAAGCACAAACUUUAUAGGAUACAGUUCCCAUAAAAUAAUUUCUGUCACAGAAAAGAGAGGGGGAAGGUAUCCAUCCUCAUGCUUCCUCAUCCUCAUAGUGCCAGCAGCAGUGCUAUGCAGGUCUCUUCUCUCUCGCCCAGUGAGCUUGUAUCUGCCCUGGGUACAGUGGGAGAAGGUUCCAGAACAGGAGCAGAGGGGAUUUAGCAUAUGAAAAUCUUUCCUUUGGGCCAAUAUUAAGUCAAAUUCUAAUCCAGGAGUGGGUAGUGGAGCUGUGCAGGGGCCACCUUGCAGAAGACACAGAAAGCCAAUAUUUGGGGUUUACUUGGUCUCUAAAAGACCUCAAUAAUACCUCUGUUGACAGAAUUGAAAAAUACUAUCUGGAGAAUGUUUUGCUGACCAUUCGAUCAGAGUCCACCCUGUGCCCUUCAGUAGGGCACCAGGGAGGCUGCCACCUACUUCCACCCUGAGGGAGCCCCUCUGCCCUGCUGCAUGUGGCAAAGCUGUGCAGAAGGGGUGCUGGAGAAGGGUCUACUGCUGUUAGAGCGCCGCCUGGUGGAUUCGCUUGCACAGCUGUUUUUCUGUCCUACUUUUUGUUAGGUCUACUCUGAGACUAAGGAAAACCAAGAAAGGAUUUCUAUAUUUAAGUAAUGUAGUGGGUUGUUUUGAUUUUUCGCUACAUCACAUCAUAACUACAAGACCAAAAUAUGAUGAAUUUGACUGUUUAUUCAUUUUCAAAUAAAGUCAUGAGGCAUGGAACAGUCUUGUUCCUGGAGCGUGGAUUUCUAUGUCAGAAGGCAGUAAUG